GUCACUCAAAUAACAGCCAUGUCGAGAUUAUGGGUCAGAUAGAAGACCAUCGGCUUUAAUCUGGUUGACUCGUGUGGAUGUGUUUCAGCGUUAUACAUUUGGAGAUCCGACACCGGGAAUAAACUCCAACACCUUUACUGACGCUGACGCGCACUGACGCUCCUGCUGCGGCUCCGCUGUGCGCCUUUUUGUCAUCACAGCAUGAUGUUUAUAAUUAGACGCUGAAACAACUGACGGCGCGUUUGUCGAGCCUUGGAAAAAUAAUUAAAAAAAAGAAAAAAAAAAGGCUGUCAAACAUAAGAGAGACCAUAGAUGUGAUUCCUUCCCACUACGGGCGGCAACAACACACACAUCCAUCCAAAUGAUGUCAGGAAAGCAUUUCAAGGCUCAUGAAGUGAGCUGCUGCAUCAAGUAUUUCAUCUUCGGCUUCAAUAUAAUAUUCUGGUUCCUUGGAGUGGCGUUCCUCGGCAUUGGGUUGUGGGCAUGGAGCGAAAAGGGCGUCCUCUCCAACAUCUCGUCCAUCACAGACCUGGGGGGUUUUGAUCCAGUCUGGCUCUUCUUGGUGGUGGGUGGUGUGAUGUUCAUCCUUGGAUUCGCUGGUUGCAUCGGAGCGCUGCGAGAAAACUCUUUCUUGCUCAAAUUUUUUUCCGUGUUCCUGGGGAUUAUCUUCUUCCUGGAGCUGACUGCAGGAGUCCUGGCCUUUGUCUUCAAAGACUGGAUCAAAGACCAGCUCAACUCUUUCAUCAACAACAACAUUCGAGCCUACAGAGACGACAUUGAUCUACAAAACCUGAUAGAUUUCACCCAAGAAUACUGGGAGUGUUGUGGAGCUUUUGGAGCUGACGACUGGAAUUUGAACAUCUACUUCAACUGCACUGACUCCAACCCGAGUCGUGAAAAAUGUGGAGUGCCCUUUUCCUGCUGCACUAAAGAUCCAGCGGAGGAUGUCAUCAACACACAGUGUGGCUACGACAUCAGGGCAAAACCGGACUCUGAGCAGCGGACCUUCAUUUAUAUCAAAGGAUGCGUCCCUCAGUUUGAAAAGUGGCUUCAAGACAACCUGACUGUGGUGGCAGGCAUCUUCAUUGGGAUUGCAUUAUUACAAAUUUUUGGCAUCUGUUUAGCACAGAAUCUCGUGAGCGACAUUGAAGCUGUGAGAGAGAGUUGUUUGUUUACCUAAGACCUCAACUCCAAUCUCCAAAGGCAGGACGGAUGUACCAAAACUCUGCAGUUUGGACGCCAGCGCCGAAGGGAAAUAGAUUAAUCAGCUAAUGUGUCCAGAACCAAGAGCCGGAUUCAUAUGUAAAUAAUAAAUUUAGAGUUAUUUUUAGAGUUAUUCUUGGCCCUACUUUUGACUGAAGCACGGCCUCUAAACUGUACUGUAGCUUUCAUACAGUAGCCGAUGAAUCAAAUGCAAUGCAAAUUCUUUACAGUAUAUAAGCAGCUACGAUGCUAUAGUCACAGUCAGAUUAGUUUAUAGGUCUGUAAACGAGGAGCUGAGGGAGGUCGUGACUUGUUAACAGAACACAGGACGACAGAUUUGAUGUUUUACCAGAGGUAGUGCUUCAUUCUGAAAGAAGGACCUUGGUUUUUUAUGUCUCACAGCUGCAGUUUUUAACACUGCAUGGAAGGAUUGUGUACAAAGAUAAAAAGUGAUUCUGGAAAUGCACUGCAUGCCUAUUGUCUACUGGUAGGACAUUGGCUCUCCUAAACGUAUUUCAUUUAUGUUAAGUAUUUUAAAAUAUUUGUAAAAUAGUCACUAGUUAGAAUGAAUCGGCUGGUUAGCACUUUGUUGAAUGUUUAAUGGAAUCUACUUAAAGCUACGGAUUUUAGAUUUAUUUCCAUCUGUGACAUCAUGCUCAUAUUAAACAGACACAUAAGGUCUGUAAGCAGAGUUUUGAGGGGCUGAUCUGGAUAUAGUAACGCGUAGUAUCAUGAAGGGAUAUGAUGGAUGUUGUAGGCUUUUUCGCAAAGAUGCAGUUUGUUCAGAGUUUUUCAGCAGUGACAUUUAAAAACAAUGUCCAGAUAUAUACAGAAAGGAACCUAGAAGAUGCAGCAUCUAAAUCAAAACUCAGCCUUAAGCACUUUAAUCUUCAUAUAAGAGUGAAGUUCAUUGCAGUUUCUGUCAUGACUGUUAUUUUAGUCAGCAGCAGCCACUGGAGGGGGCACUUUUCCUCAAAAAAAUCUGCAUCUGUAACUUCAUGAUGCUCCAUAAUGUCAGACAAUUUGUCCAAAAGCAGCUUGACAAAAAAUGAGUUAAAUUAUGAGCAAAUUAUGAGUGUUGUGCACAUCUUCCUUCUCUUACUGUCAGUGGUCAUUCUCUUUUUAAGUGGGGCCUAUGUGUUUCUUUGACGAAAUCUGCCUACCUGACGAGAUACCUUUUUUGUGUUUUUUUUGAUCUGUAAGUUUUCACUGGAAAAAUUAAGAUACAAGCUAUUUCCGAGGCUCAUGAUGAAUGGCAUGCCGGUGCUGCUUGACGUCACUUGACUGAACAUGGAAAGGAGUUAUAGCCUGCAUACAUACAUUACUUGAAAAGUAGAGCAUACAGGCUCUCUCACACCAGCAUUAUUUUAAAUGCAAACUUGGAAACUGAGACACAGCUUAUAUGUUUUUCUUUCUAGACAUUACUCACAGUAGAAGCAUAAAAUUUUCUGUAAUAACCUAGAACGAUAUAGCAUGAAAGUUAAAAACAGACAUUUUAUCUAAAGGAGGAGUUUGGACCUGCAGCAAGUUACACAGAGCUUUACCUUUGCAGUCGAAUCUUCUGCAGCCUUGAACUGAACUGGACAUCCUAAGCAAAAGAAAUUAAAAAAUGCACUUGUGCAUUUUGAGACCUUAUAAAUAUAAUACUAUAAUAUUCAUCAUUAAGAGGGUCAAAUAUCCUUUUUUCCACUAAAAGCUUCAUAUGAUUGUUGUUAACUGAUCACACUUUUUCUUACCACUCAGUGCCAUAUUCGUGAUUUCUACUUCUACAUACUCCUGAUUAUAAGAUUACUUUAGUUUCACGUGUACUCCUGAUUCUUGUAAAUAACUGGAUUGUGACAAGUUGUAAAUAUAUAUCUGAAAAAAAUAAAUGUGGUUCUUUGUAAA
This is a messenger RNA of Larimichthys crocea (large yellow croaker), 3090 nucleotides long. RefSeq names its product tetraspanin-5. Lineage: Eukaryota; Metazoa; Chordata; Actinopteri; Sciaenidae. The record is from RefSeq and is a predicted model, not a curated record. Gene Ontology annotation, cellular component: plasma membrane. The transcript is spliced from 10 exons. The coding region runs from base 362 to 1180 and encodes 272 amino acids.